UAAAUGUGGCAGCAGCAGUGGCAGGUCAUGGCACGUUACACCAGCUCAGCAGCAGCCCUGGGCUCUUUAGGCAAAUGAGAGUGUGUGGCUGGCAGAGGCAGGGCAUUUACCCUCUCUCCCCCUCUCUUUACUGCCUCUUAUUCAAAUUUGGGUCAGGGGUGAGGAUUUCUCACGUCACACAAGCUUGCAGGCAAGAUGGCGCUCGGAAAGCUGUGAGAUGUGGAAACAGAAUGACUGUUUGAAGAGCUCCUGUCGAUGCAUUAAGGUUUCAUAGGUAAAGAAAAAGAAGUUGGAAAUGGAAUUGCCAAAUCAUGCCAAACAAUUGCUGCUGCAGCUAAACCAACAAAGAGCCAAAGGUUAUCUGUGUGAUGUGAUCAUAGUAGUAGAAAAUGCCCUUUUUCGGGCCCACAAGAAUAUCCUGGCAGCCAGCAGUAUCUAUUUCAAAUCCCUUAUCCUUCAUGACAACUUGAUUAACCUCGACACGGACAUGGUCAACCCGUCGGUUUUCCGGCAGGUUCUGGACUUCAUUUAUACUGGCAAGCUUUUGUCAUCUGAUCAGUUCAGUGACCACAAUUUCAAUGCCCUUCUAACAGCAGCAAGCUACCUCCAACUUCAUGACCUGGCUGCUCUCUGCAGGAAGAAGCUCAAGCGUAAUGGGAGAUCCCUUCUUAAUAAACCAACCACACCUACCAAUGGAAGAACGUCUAGGAACCAAAGGCUGUCCUCUAUACCCGUGACUCCAAACCAAAUGUCAGGGUUAAAAGACAGUGAGAAGACAAAGAGGCAUGAGGAGCUACUCAAAGAUGACUUGUCUGAGGACGAGAUGUUUGUGAGAAACACCCACUGUACAACCUCAGCAAAUUCACUCAGUCCCUCAACGAGUAAGAAUGGAAGCAAUGGCAGUUGUGGUAUGCAGGAACUUGGCCUAGACCUUUCCAAGAAAAGCCCCUCAGGGAGCACAGCCACUGAAGAAGUAAGUCCCAGCAGCAUCCCACAAGAAUCACCUCAGUCUGCCUCAGAAUCCAUAGCCAACAGUGCCUCAUUUGAUGAGAACACCCACACGCAGAACCUCACUGCAGGAGAGCCCAUGGACCUGGGCGGAGGAGAAUGUGAAGAAAGCCAACCGCCUCCGGACGUUGAAAAGCAUAAAAGUUCCCGACAGGUCGCCCGGCAGAGGCGGCAACCCAAGAGUGAAGGCCACAAGGGCGAAGAUGCAGAACGAGGAACUUUACCCAACGGAGUUGUCAAAAGAUUGAAAGUGGUUGGGCAGAGGCUCCCUGGUGGAGGAAAUGGCAAUUCCGAAGUAUCCUUCCAGUGGAAAGAUGAUGAGGAAGGUUUAGAGAAUGGACAGGAGCAAAGUGAAGAGAGUGGACAGAGCGAGAGUGAAGGUGGGCGGAAUAGCACCAAUUACGUCUACCGACAGGAAGGCUUUGAGCCUGCCCUUGGUGACAACCUUUAUGUUUGCAUCCCCUGUGGUAAAGGCUUUCCGAGCUCCGAGGAACUGAAUGCCCAUGUGGAGACCCACACAGAGGAAGAGUUGUACAUCAAGGAGGAGGAUGAUGAUACCUAUCCAAAGGAAGAUGAACUAGAAGCGGAAGACUUGUCUUCACAAAUAACCCAUGUCCUUGGCACUGAGUCGCGUCGCUUCAGCUGCUCGGUCUGCAACAAGAGCUACAAAGAUCCGGCCACUCUUCGACAACAUGAGAAGACCCACUGGCUUACCCGUCCCUUCCCCUGCAACAUCUGCGGCAAGAUGUUCACCCAACGUGGCACCAUGACACGUCACAUGCGCAGCCACCUGGGGCUGAAGCCAUUCGCCUGCGACGAGUGCGGCAUGCGCUUUACCCGCCAGUACCGGCUCACUGAGCACAUGCGGGUUCACUCAGGUGAGAAGCCAUACGAAUGUCAGCUAUGUGGGGGCAAAUUUACCCAGCAGCGUAACCUCAUCAGCCACCUACGAAUGCAUACCUCCCCGUCAUAAGCCAAAGACACCUUGAACAGUAGACCCUCAGCAAAAAGAGUCAAUGCACACCUCUUCCUUUUGAAGUAUACUGCAAGGAGCCAAUAAUCCAAAGCAGGGUUCUCUUCUGCUGUUAAUUACAGGAGGAGCCUUUCAAAAAACGAGCCCCAACAAUGGAAAGAAUAAACCAAUCGGUAUGAGUUUAUGAGAAUAUGAUUUUUUUUCUUUUUGAAUUUUGCUGUGAAUGAAAAACAGGGGUACUAAUGCUGUUGUAUGAUUCUUUGGGAUAUUGUGACCACUCUCAACCACUGCAAUCCAUGCAUUGCUUUCAAGAGUCCAUGUGGUCUGUCUGAUUGUUUAGGGUUUUUGGUGUCCCAGAAAUAUUCCUUCUUUCCAUUCUUGGUCCUUGAUAAAUUAUCACUUUUGAGAGUUCUGGUGGUAUAUUUUAUGUUAAACUCUCAGCAAGGUUUGAGCUUGUACUGACCAAGUUAUUCUAUACACAAAGGUUUUAAUUCUUUGAAGUGUCUCCUAAGGGUCUCAAAUAUAGUGUUGUCAGACAUGCAAGAUGGCUUUUCUGUCAUCAUUUAAGUGGUGUUUCAUAAAAGCUUUGUGCAUCCAACCAAACAUUUCCCAGUAGACCUACUCUGCACAUCACAUCCAUUGGCUUAAUUCUAGGUGUAGCUGGAAAACAGGGUCUUUGUAAGUUUUGUACUGUGGUUGAGGAUUCGGUGAUCAGAUUGGAUUUACCCUAAUGUACCCUGCUCCUACAUCUAGAUGCAAGCCAAUGAAAAAGUGGUGACGAGAGGCCAUGGGUGUCUUUUUUGUCGUUUACUCCCAUAGUAUAUAGGGUUUUAUUCUCAAAGAAAAGCCAAACUUAAAGGUACUUGUUUUUAGAUUUCUUUAGAUAACUUAUUGGUAUGCUUCUGUGAAUGUUUUAACUGGAAGUUCUUUCCUUCAUUUCUUUGGGAUCAGAGAGGGUUGGGUUGGUUUGGGUGAUGGGUUGGGCAGGGUUCAUUUAAGUGAUACUGAACUUCAGAAAUUCUGUCGGUACUGUUAUUUUUCACUUUUUUGAUUACGUAUUUUCCCUUCACUAAACAAGGCAAGUCUGUAAGGUCUCGUCUCAUUGCUACCUCUUAAUUAAGAACAAUACAUUGAUUGCAACUAUGGAGGUCUCUGAAUAUAGAUGUAUAAAGUUUGCUGAGGCUUUCAAAGUAGUUGUAACCUGCCCAUCAACAAAGGUUUUAAGUUUUAAAAGCAUUAAUGUAGAGAAUAGCUUCUUUGGGCGCAUGUAUUUAAGGUAUUGAGAGUUUUAUGUCAGAGAAAUCCAAAGAGAAAUUUAAUAUUGGGGAGAAUGGCUUACCAACAAACGUUUCCUGUAGAAUAUCCCUACCAAAGUUUUUAGAUUGCAUUGCAGGAGGUAAGGAUGUACUUUUGUCUUUUAGUUCUUGACGAAGAGCAAUGUAGUGGGAUGUUAGUUUGUACUUGACAUUUUACUAAAAACCAAUGAACUUCUUCUGGUGGUUGGUGGGCCGCUGGCUUUCCAUUUUUUGAAGUUUACAGAAGUUUUUCAAGAGUGUCUUUUGGAUUCUUACUUUGUCUGCAGAGAGACUUUGAAGAACUUCAGAAGGACUAAUUUAUUUUAGUUCAGACCAAGAGAAAACCGCAUAGCAAAUGUCGUAGGUUCUUGUGUUACAUGUUGAACAUACUUGGAAAGCUUACUGAAUGAGGAGGAAUUGAUGCACUGGAUUGCUUAUUAGCCAUCAGCCCUAAAUAAAACCUUGUUCUAAAACCAUGCUAAGUUACAUGGCAUCAAGUAAAAACCAUGAUCGUGUACUCAUUCAAGGUAUUAUGUAAAGUAUGCAUGUUGAAAAGAAUUGAAGGUUAUUCAAAAUGCUGGUAAUUGUGUCGGGUGAAUGUUACAUGAUCAGUGUUGGGUAGACGCUGAUGGAUGUAUUUAUAGUACAGUGCUGAAUUCUUUGCUGUCAUUUUCAUUUCAUAACUCAGUUACGGAUGAAUUAUAUCGCCAAUCCCAGUGUAUCACAUUCCAUGAGUAAUCCUUAGCCUUCUUAAUGUAAAAGUCUUAAUGGCAUUCCUUUUUUCUGGUUCUUUCUCCAAAGUCUUGUGUUUGUGCUUGCUAAUGAUGAACUUUGGGGUGCAGCUAUAGUCGUGUUAAUGGAGUUGUGUUUACAGAUAACCUUUUUCCUGGAAUUCCUUUAAUUUGCCUGUUUAAACUUUGUUUUUUUCAUUGAUUUUUUUUUUUUUAAUGUCAUCUCCAUCAGUUAUUCAAGUCAGUAUACUGAAGAUGUGUGCAACUCAUUCCAUUUACACACAGUAUUCAUGUGAUUUCAGCAUAGCACCAAAGCUAACCAAAAUAGCCGGUUACAUUUAACUUUAACCCAAUGCAAGUCACCAAAAUGUCUUAUUUUGUAAGUUGUGCACAUCUUGGAUGUUAGAUUUUGUUUUGUUACAGUAUAAUUGUGCUCUGGCGUUGAUACACACCUCAACUCAGGGAGACUUUUUAAAUAUUUUUUGUUGUCAAACAUACUGGACAGGAUUCCAGGAAAAGGUUCCCAUUGAUAUCUUGCUAAUUUACAAGCACUUCACUUGAAUACCAUCAAAAAAUGAUGUCUUGGGUGAUACGAGGCUCUGUUGUUGAUUCCAGCGUUUGAGACUAUAGCUGAAAGAACUGGGAGAGCGGAAAAAUGGAUGACAAAGUUUCAAACUGUGACAAUAAUGUUUCUACUUCAAAGCUUCAGGGAUAGUUCUGCAUCUUUUGAAAUGCGGAGCUUUCGACUGCAUUUGUAAGACUGUGUCAAUACUGUGUCAAUUUCUGUAUUUUAUUGAUGAAAAGCAAAACACUAGUUUCCUACGAAAUAGAUUUUACGAGUGUGUUCCCAUUUCAAAACGCCUUCAAAAAAAAAAAAAAAAGCAUUCUAGUAAGCGCAAAAUGUAUAAACGAAUAAGAUUAAAGCUCAUACCCAAAUUUUCAGACUAUUUUCUAAACCAAAGCACAUUUUGAAUGAUUGAUUGAUUGAUUGACAGCUUUUAAAGAUACUUGUGUAUAAUAUCUCAUUGUUUACAUAAACUCUUUACAGUCAUAGACCUCAGGUGAGGGGAGGCCAGUUUGGACCUGCUUCUGUGUAGGUCACCGUCUUUAAACGAAUCGUAACUGUGUGUCUUACCCUGUGAACGUAGCCGCAUGCUUCUGAUUUGGAUGGGCUGCUACUUUUAUUGAUUUGUAAUUGGCCCUUUAAGAUGUGCUGAGGCAUCCCUUCUGAAAAUCAUGUUGUUGACAUCAUUAUUUUUAUGAAUCUGCUGCUUUUCUUUUUUUCUUUUUUGUUUUUUAAAAAUGUAAAUACGCAUGAAUAAAACGACACACAUUUACCUCAAAGUAACUUUUUAGAACCUGCUGCAUAUAUAUAAAUACAUAUAUAAAUAUAAAUAAAUAUAUUUUAUUUUUUAAUUUUUUUUUGCAUCAACUCUCUCUUAGUUUUAGUUUUUAAAAAAAAUGUGUUGUAAGUAUUCUGAGCUGCCUGUUUUCUUUUUCUUUGUCCGCAAAAGAAGCAACUUAAAAACCCACUGGCCUCUCCUCCGUCUACAUUGGUGCAAACACUUACUGACAGUGUUCACUUUUUUUUAUCAAAUGUCUAUUGUCAGUGAUGAAUGUAUUUAUUUGUUUGAUCCUGUUUUCACUUUUUAAGCGUUCACUUUGGGUGAGACGACGUGUCUUCAGGGUCUGAUGUAUUCUGUUGUAGUAAGCUGAGAGGUAAAUUGAAAAAAAUGACACAAGACGGAUCAUUUUAAACCUGUGAAGACGUAGACAUGAGGAAUGUAUUUCUCCAUGAAGUGUCCAUCAUAAAGGAUGUAUCCCACAUUGUUUUUGUAAUCUUAUCUCACCCAAAGCAUGCACGUGCUCUGGAUCAUGUGUUUCCUGUCACAGACUCUUGAAGGCUGUUUGUCGAUUUUAAAUGUUCUCUGUCUGUACGCCUCUGCCCACCGAUACAGGAAGGGACCUUUUAGAAUUGUGUCAAAGGCAUUCAAGGUUGUGUUUUCUGUACUGAAAGCUGCCGUGUUGUUGCACGCUGCGAUUCAAGGCUGCCGGCCGAUUUCAUUUCUUUCUUUUUUUCCGUUUUAUUUGCAAAUGCCCAACAGAGCCAAAGGUUUUUCCUAAGAAACAUCACAUCUCCUCAUUUUUUUCACUGUAAGAUCACAUCUUUUUAAGCUUUAUAAAAUGCACUUUCUAAGUUCUCACUGAGGUCCUUUACGCAGGCGAUUACAUCUUAUCUGCUAUUUACAGAUUUACUUGAGUUCUGAAGCUUUAAGUAAAUGCAAAGAUUAAAACUCACACUUGUUUGCUGCUAAUGUGUAGUUUUGUCUGAUUCUACAUAUCCCAGAUAGUAUUAUGUUGUUUUUCUUGAACGUUGCCUCUUGUCAACAUAACUGGCAAGUGUUAGGGACCUCGAGUUACCAAACCAACCCAAACUAACUAAACCAAAGCCAGAUUUACAAGCAUGUGCAUAGCAGGUGGGCAUGUUUCCCAUAUGUUUUUACUUGAACGCCAUAUUGCAUUGCUAGCCUGUACACCAUACGCGUUUUAAUUUAGCAUUCCAAUAACUUUUAUGUACUGAUUAAUAUUUAUUUUCUUUCUGAAUGAGAGCAGGGCGUAAGAUAAGAGAGAUAUUUGGAGGAAUACAGACAUCAUCACCAGUAGGAGCAUUAUAUUAGCACACUUGUGAAUGAAGACAAGUUGCUCUUGACGAAUAUUAAUUUGAAUUACUGUCGUGUUUUUGGUCAGCCUUGAACAUGUUGCGUGGACAACACGGCGGUUUCGCGUUCCUCAGAGAGCUUGUAUUCAGGUCAGAGCUACAUGCAGCUCGAAUUCUGUCUCAUGUGAAUAAAACACAAUGUACAGAGCUCAUCUCAUGUUCACAGUCUUAAUGUACAGCUACGAGAAGUCAUUUUAGAAUCUUUUCAUUAAAAUCUUGAUCAAAAAACCA
Molecule: messenger RNA, 6957 nt
Organism: Cyprinus carpio (common carp)
Lineage: Eukaryota; Metazoa; Chordata; Actinopteri; Cypriniformes; Cyprinidae
Product: HIC ZBTB transcriptional repressor 2
Biological process (GO): regulation of transcription by RNA polymerase II
Cellular component (GO): nucleus
Molecular function (GO): RNA polymerase II cis-regulatory region sequence-specific DNA binding; DNA-binding transcription factor activity, RNA polymerase II-specific; protein binding
Source: RefSeq, a predicted model, not a curated record